Messenger RNA from Pectinophora gossypiella (pink bollworm), 1260 nucleotides. RefSeq names its product L-xylulose reductase-like. The coding region runs from base 118 to 852 and encodes 244 amino acids. The transcript has 5 exons. The record is from RefSeq and is a predicted model, not a curated record. NCBI's taxonomy places the organism in Eukaryota, Metazoa, Arthropoda, Insecta, Lepidoptera, Gelechiidae. Gene Ontology annotation, molecular function: carbonyl reductase (NADPH) activity; L-xylulose reductase (NADPH) activity. Gene Ontology annotation, biological process: xylulose metabolic process; glucose metabolic process.
CGGCUGGAUAACCGAUAUAGAAUCAGUUUAUUGAGUUUAUUCAUGUCAUAUCACCUAUUUACUACAGCGUCUACAGUCUUCUCUUAUUAAAUUAAUUCUUCAAUUUUAAGUACAAAAAUGGAAAUUUCAUUCAAAGGCAAGAGAAUACUGGUGACUGGGGCAGGACAAGGCAUCGGCCGAGGUAUUGCUGUGGAGUUAUGGCGUGCAGGCGCAGAUGUUGUCGCUCUCUCUAAAACUAGGGCUAACCUGGAGGCCCUGCAGAGCGAAUAUCCCUCUAUUGACAUUGUGGACGUAGACAUAGGCAACUGGGAGAAGACUAGACAAGUUGUUGAAUCUCUGGGACACUUCGACGCCUUGGUCAACAAUGCUGCUUAUGCCAGCUGUGAACCCUUCCUGGAAUGCACCACAGCUGAAUUUGACAGACAUUUUAAUGUCAACGUUAAAGCAGUCUUGAAUGUCAGCCAAAUAGUAGCAAGAAAAAUGGUUGAGAACAAAACACAUGGUGCCAUUGUAAACAUAUCGUCACAAGCUUCUAAGGCUGCACUUAAGGACCACACCAUCUACAGUGCCUCAAAAGCUGCUCUUGAUGCCAUGACACGUGCUAUGGCUUUGGAAUUGGGACCUCAUGGAAUUAGAGUAAAUGCUGUCAAUCCGACUGUUAUUAUGACAGAGAUGGGCAAAGUAGGGUGGUCAGAUCCUGCCAAAGCUAAUGAAAUGUUAUCAAAAAUCCCCCUUAGAAGAUUUGGUGAAGUAAAGGAAGUGGUAGAUGCGGUGGUCUUCCUACUAAGUGAGAGAUCCAGUAUGAUCAAUGGUGUUGAGCUGCCCAUUGAUGGAGGUUUCCUUGCCACAUAGGGACACAUUCCUAUACCAAAGACAUAGGGCUCGAGAAAUAGCUCGCUAAUUUAUAUAGCCUUAUCAACAAAAUAGAAUGAAAACUACAAAAAGAUUUGCAUUUAACUUUACUAUUUGUAAAAAACACUUUUCUAUAUCUAUCAAUAUUCUUUAUUUUAUAAGAUCAACGCUUUUGUAUGUGAAAAUUUUCUAUAUGAAGGUACCAAAGAAACAUUUAUUUUUUUUAGUCAUACAAUUUUUUGAUACUUAAUUACAAUGAGUUUGUAAACCCUUUUAUUAGUUGCCAUAUCAGAAGGAAAGCUUCCAUGAACACGAGUCUGCUUGUAUUAAUAAUAUUUCCAACGAUUUUCCAUAACGCCGUGUGUAUAAAUUGAUAUUAUUUUGUUAAAUAAAAGCAAUACUUAUUAA